UUCUGCCGUUUCAACGCGGAUCGAGUGCUCUCCCUUCACGUUUGAUCGAAACUCACAAAAGCUUCAAAGACAGUUCAUAUUAUUUCUUCUCCAUUGCCUCUCUCUCUCUCUCUUCCCCAGUUUUUCUCCAUCUCUGCUUCUUCGUUUCUUCGGAUUCAUACCUUUUUCUUGUCUUGAUUUUGGAUUCUCCUCAGGGUAUGAUCUUCUGUGAUCAUUAGUAAGUAUUCGGCCUUUUGAUUCUCGCAUUGGGAACGAGCAUGGAGGGAAUGAUGAGAUGAGAAUGAGCGAAAGUUGAAGAGCUAAAAACUUCGAACUGGUUACAAUGUCGGUGCCUACGGAGACGAUCACCGCCAUUAAAUCUUACCAUAACCAUGCUCAGGACUUGGUCAAGAACUAUCUCUUGUCUGACCCUUUUAUCCCUUAUACGUCGAUCCUUACCGGCAUUUUCCUCUGCAAAGUGGUCUUUGAUCUUUUCCACUUCAUCAGCAACUCACAUUCUAAGACAUAUAUCAUUCUCACAAAAAUCCAACGGAUUGAAUGGAACAACCGUGGCAUCUCAACGGUUCAUGCCAUUUUUAUCUCGGUUGCGGCUGUGUAUUUCGUCUUCUGGUCCGACCUCUUUUCCGAUAGGUGGCAUAACGAUCUUGUUGUUUUCCGGAGCUCGCCACUUUCCUCCUUCUGUUUAGGGGUAUCUAUAGGUUACUUCCUUGCUGAUCUCGGUAUGAUCUCUUGGCUGUAUCCUUCCUUGGGUGGACUAGAGUAUGUUGUGCAUCAUGCUCUCUCGGGCGUUGCAGUUGCAUACUCUUUAUUUUCUGGAGAAGGACAUUUAUAUACAUACAUGGUCCUAAUCUCCGAGAUCACAACCCCAGAGAUCAAUUUGAGAUGGUACCUGGACACAGCUGGUAUGAAGAAAUCCAGUGCCUAUCUUAUCAAUGGCGUCGUCAUCUUCUUGGGUUGGCUGGUUGCAAGAAUUCUUCUGUUCAUCUACAUGUUUUAUCAUGUCUACCUGCACUACAACCAGGUAAUACGGAUGCAUAUCUUCGGUUAUCUACUGGUUUUCGUUGUACCGGCAGCUCUCGGGGUCAUGAACUUGAUAUGGUUCAGCAAGAUUGCGAAAGGGGUGAAGAAAACAUUAGCCAAGAGAUGGUGAAUGAAUGAUCUGACCUCUCCUUACAUCCCAUACUCAAUUCUUUUGUUUUGGUCUUAUAUUGUCUCUAUGUAGUUUACAAGUAGUUGUCUGAUAGAAAUGAUACAUGUCAUAGAGCCUGUAAAUCAUCAAAUGUCUCACCAUUUCUCUUUGUGAUAUAUAUCUGCCUGUAACUCAGAUUUCCAUUGUUCAUCA
This is a messenger RNA of Tarenaya hassleriana, 1342 nucleotides long. RefSeq names its product transmembrane protein 56-B-like. The record is from RefSeq and is a predicted model, not a curated record. NCBI's taxonomy places the organism in Eukaryota, Viridiplantae, Streptophyta, Magnoliopsida, Brassicales, Cleomaceae. The transcript is spliced from 9 exons. Bases 323 to 1150 code for a protein of 275 amino acids. Gene Ontology annotation, cellular component: membrane; endoplasmic reticulum. Gene Ontology annotation, biological process: lipid homeostasis.